AUGAUAACCGGAAAGGACAUAUACGACGUUUUGGCGGCCAUAACCCCACUCUACGUGGCCAUGAUCCUCGCGUACGGCUCGGUUCGUUGGUGGAAGAUCUUUACCCCCGACCAAUGCUCCGGCAUCAACCGUUUCGUGGCCGUCUUCGCCGUCCCACUCCUCGGCUUCCACUUCAUCUCCACCAACGACAUCUACGCCAUGAACUACCACUUCAUAGCCGCCGAUUCCCUCCAGAAAGUCGUCAUCCUCUCGGCUCUCCUCCUCUGGCACUCCCUCUCGAAAAACGGGUCCCUCGACUGGACCAUCACCCUCUUCUCCCUCUCGACCCUCCCCAACACCCUCGUCAUGGGGAUCCCUUUGCUCCGAGCCAUGUACGGCGACUUCUCGGCCAACCUCAUGGUCCAGAUCGUCGUCAUGCAGAGCGUCGUCUGGUACACCCUCAUGCUCUUCAUGUUCGAGUAUCGCGGGGCCCGCGCCCUCAUCUCCGACCAGUUCCCUGGAGGGGCCGCCGCCUCGAUCGCCUCGUUCCGGGUCGACCCGGACGUCGUCUCGCUCAACGGCCGGGAGCCUGGGGAGCAUAAGGAGAUUGAGAUUGAGGACGCGCCAAAGUUUCCGACGAGCGCGUCACCAUAUUCAUGUCCGAAGAAAUUUGAUGACGAGGAGGAUGGAGAGAAAAAGACGCAAAUGCCCCCGGCGAGCGUGAUGACGAGGCUGAUACUCAUCAUGGUGUGGAGGAAGCUUAUCAGGAAUCCCAACACUUACUCCAGUCUCUUUGGACUUAUUUGGUCUCUCAUCUCAUUCAGGUGGAACAUUCAAAUGCCCUCAAUAGUGAAAGGUUCGAUAUCGAUUUUGUCCGAUGCAGGCCUCGGCAUGGCCAUGUUUAGCCUUGGUUUGUUCAUGGCUUUGCAACCAAAGAUCAUAGCUUGCGGAAAAUCGGUGGCCACAUUUUCAAUGGCGGUAAGGUUCUUAACCGGCCCAGCUGUCAUUGCCGCAACUUCCAUUGCCAUUGGCCUCCGAGGAAUUCUUCUGCACGUCGCGAUUGUUCAGGCUGCCCUUCCACAGGGGAUUGUACCCUUUGUUUUUGCAAAAGAGUACAAUGUGCAUCCAGACAUACUUAGCACUGCGGUUAUUUUUGGAAUGUUGAUUGCCUUGCCCAUCACAAUUCUCUACUAUGUGCUUCUUGGAGUAUAAAGCCUUGUUUGGCAGAUCAAGAAUCGAAAAUUGGGUGAUUGGGAUUGAUGAAUAAAAAGUAAGAAGUGGAUAGAGUAAUCAAAGGUGGAGUAAGAUGAAGCUGCAUGCAUUCAUGCAGGAAUUUUAAUUGGUUUUUUUCCUUUGGAAUCAGUGCACAAGUUGGUAAACCAUAUGCAGACUGCAUGUGGGCUCUUUGAUGAGCUCAUAAUUAUACAAGUUAUAAUUCAUUUUGAGUAUUCCUUUUGUGAUUAAGUUUGUUAUUUUUUUAUUUUAUUUUUUAAUGUUGUGUCAAUUGUUUUAGAAAGUGAGGUGUAGAUCAUAGAGGAGCUUCGAUGAAGAUGUUAGUGUAUUUUAUUUGUUUUUUGUGUUUUAUUUUUUGGCAUUAUUGUUUGUAUGGUUUUAUCCGGGUGUUAUGCAAUAAAUGAUUAAAUUAGC
Molecule: messenger RNA, 1626 nt
Organism: Striga asiatica
Lineage: Eukaryota; Viridiplantae; Streptophyta; Magnoliopsida; Lamiales; Orobanchaceae
Source: the annotation of a GenBank genome assembly